AUGCACUUGAGCGGAGCCCGGAACGGGAAGACAAGGGUUUUAGAUGCCCGAGAACAGUUACACGAGCUCGGGGUUAUUGGGGGCGCGGAGCUUCAAAACGAGGUCCGCCGUCCUGCCCGAGGGGGGCCGUGAGGGGGUUCUUGGGUUUCCCACAUUCUCACCAUCUUUCUUUGUCGCUCACAUAUCUGCAAUACCUGGAUCCUACACACUCGCCGUCCGAUAUGCCGAUCCGUAGCGAGUGGCAGCUUGCGCGUGAGGGCGUCACGGGCGACACCCUCGCCCGUGCCCUCAGACACACCGUCCUCAACCCCCUCUUCACCGUCCCCCUCCUCCUCGCCGCUCGCUACCACCCCGAAGGCUCGCGCCUCGCUGCUGGGAACCCCGGACUGUACAGGUACCUUAAGAUUGCCGCUGGGCUGGGAGUACUGCAGUGGGUGCGGGAGUGGUUGGACAAUGGCGUGACGAAUAAUUGGGUCAAUGAUCGGUACGAUUGGAGCAAGGAGGUGGUGGUUGUGACGGGCGGGAGUGAUGGGAUUGGAAGGAUUGUGGUCGAGAGGUUGGCGGAGAGGGGGGUCAAGGUUGCCGUGUUGGAUGUGCAGGGGUUGACUUACGAGGCACCCCCGACAGUCCGCUACUUCCACGUCGACCUCGCCUCGAAACCCUCCAUUGAAAAAGUCUGCGCCCAAGUCAAAGCCACGCUCGGCAACCCGACCGUCCUGAUCAACAAUGCCGGCGCCGCGCGCGGCAAAUCCAUCCUCGACAGCACCGAGAAGGACAUCAAGCUGACCUUCAACGUCAACGCCCUCAGCCACUACUUCCUCGUGCAGCAGUUCCUGCCCAGCAUGAUCGAGCGCAACCACGGCAUGAUUGUCACCGUCGCCAGCAUGGCCGCCUACGUCGCCGCGCCCAACAUGGUCGACUAUGCCGCGAGCAAGGCCGCCGCGCUGGCCUUCCAUGAGGGUCUGUCCGCAGAGCUCGCCACCGUGUACAAGGCCCCGCGUAUCCGGACCGUGCUCAUGGCACAGGGAUACACGCGCACCAAGCUCUUCGAGGGAUUCCAGGGUCGCGCGUUGUAUCCCGAGACGGUGGCCGACGAGAUUGUCAGGGCCGUGUUCGCGGGCAAGUCGAAGCAUAUCAUUUUGCCCGAGAGCGGGUGGUUGCUGGUGCCGAGGAUUCGGUCGUUGCCGCUGUUCAUGCAGUAUGGGCUGCGGAAGAGGCUGGUCAAGUUGAUGUCGAGGUGGCAGGGACGGCAGGUGGUGCAGCCGAGUUUGGACAAGGGAGAGGAGGUGGAGAGGAAAGUGGAGGAGAGCGCUGUGUUGGUGUCUGAGGGCCAGUAGAGUAUAAAGUGCGUAUUUGGGGUAUUUGCUUGAGAGUUAGCCAAAGGGAAUAC
Messenger RNA from Westerdykella ornata, 1390 nucleotides. RefSeq names its product dehydrogenase/reductase SDR family member 8 precursor. The coding region runs from base 222 to 1337 and encodes 371 amino acids. NCBI's taxonomy places the organism in Eukaryota, Fungi, Ascomycota, Dothideomycetes, Pleosporales, Sporormiaceae. The record is from RefSeq and is a predicted model, not a curated record. Gene Ontology annotation, molecular function: oxidoreductase activity, acting on the CH-OH group of donors, NAD or NADP as acceptor. The transcript has 3 exons.